AUGGCUGACAUUUAUGAAAUCGAAGACAUUGAUGGUGUCCGUUUUAACUGGAACGCAUUCCCUGUUACGAGGCAGGAGGCUGAUAACAUGUCCUCACCUGUCGGAUGCCUGUACACUCCUCUUCUGGCUAGAGAUGAUCUUCCGGUGGCAGAAUACGAUCCACAGGUUUGCAGAAGAUGCCGUGCUGUACUGAACGUGUUUUCGCAGAUUGACUUGGGAUCUAAGACAUGGGUUUGCACACUCUGUAACUCCAGAAACCCAUUACCUCCUCAUUAUGCAGGAAUAACGGCUGAGAACCUACCAUUAGAAUUGAAUCCACAAUCAUCUUCUAUUGAAUACAUUUUAUCUCGUACACAGCCGCCACCUCCUCCAUGCUAUAUUUAUGUUGUGGAUUUGUGCCAGGAGCCGGAAGACCUCGAGUCUUUGAAGAAGACCUUGAUCACAACUCUUCCAUUGCAUCCUCCUGGGGCACUUGUUGGUCUCAUCACCUUCGACUCCGUUGUUAACGUCCACGAGCUUGGCUUCAAGUCAUGUUCCAAGACAUAUGUCUUCAGCGGAAGCCACGAAUACGAGUCUGUUGCCGCACAGAAGCAGCUAGGCAUAUACGGAAACUGUUCUAGAGACUGGAUGCGUCAGUUGGAAGGAUCCGCACCUGUGAAAGCUCCAGGAGCUGGUGCAGCUGCCCAGUUCGGUCCAAUUGCUUCUACCGUUGGUAGAUUCCUUAUUCCAAUAGGUGAUGAGGAUUCCAUCACACGCCUCACUAAGACUAUAACCUCAUUAGAGACUUCAAAAUGGACAGUUAAGCCUGGCCACAGGGCUGUGCGUGUUACUGGUGCUGCCCUAGAUAUAGCUUCAUGCCUUAUUGACGGUUCCUACACGCAGUGUUGUGCCAAAGUUAUGCUUUUCAGUGCCGGUGCCUGUACUUUUGGCCCGGGUAAGAUUGUUGGCACUGAGCUCAAAGAACCUAUUAGAUCACACAGUGACAUUGACAAGGGUUCGGCUUCGCAUUACAAGAAAGCCGUGAAAUUCUACCAGAAGCUUGCCACAAAGGCCGUUGGCUCAAAUGCUGCCAGGGAGAAUACCAAAGACAAAUUCUUUGACCAUAAUGCAUCCUCCAGUUUCUGUGUUAAUAUAUUUGCAGGAUGCUAUGAUCAGACUGGUGUCUACGAGAUGCUCCCUCUUGCCAACAAGACAGGCGGUGUUGUUGUUGUGACGGAUUCCUUCCAGACUUCCAUCUUCAGAAACUCAUUCUUUGAAUUGUAUGCUAAGGAUGACAAUGGAUAUCCAUUUGACUAUUCUGCAGGCAGCUUGGAUGUUCUCACAUCUCCGCGUUUGAAAGUUGCGGGCUUGAUUGGUCAUGGUGCCUCUCUCAAGGCAGAUGGUGAAAAUGUUGCUGAUGUUGAGAUUGGUGAAGGAUUUACUCAUCGGUGGAGUCUUCGCUCUAUUUCUCCUAGACACACAUAUGCAAUCUUCUUUGAUAUGCAGACUGUUGGCUCCGUGGAGCAACGUACAUCGUCAGUUCCUGAGGUUUAUAUUCAGUUCCAGACUACAUACAGGCAUACUGACGGAACUGUUAGGAUGAGAGUGACAACAUUGAGUAGAUUAACAUCUAAUUCCACGGAUUUAUCCUCCACAUUCGACCAGGAGGCGGCUGCAGUCUUGUACGCUAGACUUGUUGUUAACAAGCUUGAGAGAGGUGGUGAGUACUCUGACCUUCUUCGUUGGAUUGAUAAAUCACUUGUCAAGCUCUGUACCGUUUUUGGUGAUUAUACUAAGGGUGAUGCCAACUCGUUCAGGCUGUCUAACAAAUUCUCUCUUCUUCCACAGUUCAUCUAUCAUCUCCGGCGUUCUCAGUUCCUUCAGGUGUUCAACUACUCACCUGAUGAGACUGCCUUCUACCACCAUACUCUUCUUCGGACUGAUGUUAGGGAUUCAUUGGUUAUGAUUCAGCCAACUUUGGUGCGUUUUCUUGCAGAUGGAUCUGAGCCAGAGCCUGUGCUAUUGGAUUCUGCAUCAUUAAAACCAGAUGCAGUCUUACUUUUGGAUGCAUUCUUCUACACUGUCAUCUACUAUGGAAGAGUUGCCGCUGAGUGGAGAGAUGCACAUUAUCCAAAGGAUGAAUAUCCUGGGGUCUACGACAUGAUGGAUAAGUCUAGAGAAGAAGCUGCAUCUUUAAUUGCCGACAGAUUCCCUCUUCCUAGAUAUGUUACAUGUGACGAAGGUAAAUCACAAGCUAGAUUUUUGUAUUCCAAAUUAAAUCCUUCCGAGAAUGAUAACAACCAAUUUGUUGGAGGCAGAAUGGGCGGUUACGUUCCUGACGAAGGAGAGGCAUCUGUUGUCCACACCGAGGAUGUUAGUUUGCGGACUUUCUUCCAGCACUUGGCUAAGCUGGUUGUUAAUGCUAGCUGA
Brettanomyces bruxellensis is the source of this 2409-nucleotide messenger RNA. RefSeq lists its product as uncharacterized. The transcript has a single exon. Gene Ontology annotation, biological process: endoplasmic reticulum to Golgi vesicle-mediated transport; intracellular protein transport; COPII-coated vesicle cargo loading. Gene Ontology annotation, cellular component: COPII vesicle coat; endoplasmic reticulum exit site. Gene Ontology annotation, molecular function: zinc ion binding; GTPase activator activity. The coding region runs from base 1 to 2409 and encodes 802 amino acids. The record is from RefSeq and is a predicted model, not a curated record. Lineage: Eukaryota; Fungi; Ascomycota; Pichiomycetes; Pichiales; Pichiaceae.